Egretta garzetta (little egret) is the source of this 2437-nucleotide messenger RNA. It is a transcript of the gene ZBTB6, whose product is annotated as zinc finger and BTB domain containing 6. The record is from RefSeq and is a predicted model, not a curated record. Gene Ontology annotation, cellular component: nucleus. The transcript has a single exon. NCBI's taxonomy places the organism in Eukaryota, Metazoa, Chordata, Aves, Pelecaniformes, Ardeidae. Gene Ontology annotation, biological process: regulation of transcription by RNA polymerase II. Gene Ontology annotation, molecular function: DNA-binding transcription factor activity, RNA polymerase II-specific; protein binding; RNA polymerase II cis-regulatory region sequence-specific DNA binding. Bases 2 to 1285 code for a protein of 427 amino acids.
CAUGGCUGCGGACUCGGAGGUGCUGCACUUCCAGUUCGAGCAGCAGGGGGAUGCCGUGCUGCAGAAGAUGAACCUCCUGCGGCAGCAGAACCUCUUCUGCGACGUCUCCAUUUACAUCAACGACACCGAGUUCCAGGGGCACAAGGUGAUCUUCGCCGCCUGCUCCACCUUCAUGAGGGAUCAGUUCCUGCUCAAUCAGUCCAGGCAGGUGCGGAUCACCAUCCUGCAGAGCGCCGAGGUGGGCAGAAAGCUGCUGCUGUCCUGUUACACGGGGGCUCUGGAAGUCAAAAAGAAGGAGCUGCUGAAAUACCUCACCGCCGCGAGUUACCUCCAGAUGGUUCACAUCGUGGAGAAGUGUACCGAAGCUUUGUCGAAAUACUUGGAAAUCGAUGCUUCCAUGGAGAACGGUAAUCAGGCUGCAGAGAGGUGUCAUUCCUCAGAUGCAGAGCUCAGAAACGGGGAUGACGUUUUGGAUAAAGAUUGUGAAAUAAUUGAGAUCUCUGAAGACAGCCCGGUGAACAUCGAAUACCCUGUGAAGCAGGAGAAGGGGGACGUCUCACGGCCUGCGGUGCAGAGCUUGGUCUCAGAAAGAAAGGACACAAAAACCCCAGAAAUAUCAACAGUUGAAAUCGGCUAUAAGGACGAUGAAAUCUGUGUCUUCAGAAUGGAUUCUAUGAGCGUAGCGAAUGUAGAAAAUGACCAUUUUCCUCAGCCUUGCACGUCCUCUAAAACAAACCUGUAUUUUCCAGAAACCCAGCACUCCUUGAUAAAUUCUACAGUUGAAAGCAGAAAUACAGAAAUGCCAGGAAAUCACUUCCAGGCAUUUGUCAAUGACAAUCCAGAAGGAACUUCGAGCCUGAUGAAUGGGUUCCAGAGCCUGGAGGAUUCUGGCAAUUCAUGGCGGCACCAAUGUCCAAAGUGUCCGAGGGGAUUUCUGCAUCUUGAGAACUAUCUCAGACAUCUAAAAAUGCACAAACUCUUCUUGUGUUUGCAGUGUGGCAAAACAUUUACGCAAAAGAAGAAUCUCAACAGGCACAUUCGGGGGCACAUGGGCAUCCGCCCCUUCCAGUGCAUGGUGUGCUUGAAGACCUUCACUGCCAAAAGUACCCUCCAGGAUCACCUGAACAUACACAGUGGUGACAGGCCCUACAAGUGUCAUUGUUGCGACAUGGACUUUAAACACAAGUCUGCUCUGAAAAAGCAUUUAACUUCUGUUCAUGGAAGGAGCAGCAGCGAAAAACCAAACCUGAACACUGUUACAAAAGUUAAAAUCGACUAUGAUUAACAGAGGGGUGGAUGUGGAGCCAGGCUCCACAAAAAACUCCUGCCUAGUGAAAUUCUAGAUUAAUUUCUCGAUACAGAUCCCCCACGUAAUGGAGAGAAGCACAAAUAUGUGACUGGUGAUCAAAGGCAGGCCUUGCGAGCAGCAAGCUUGCCUGCUGUAAUAAGGUUGCUGUUGCUGUAAGUGUGAAAAAGGUGUUUACUAGUUGAAAGUAAACUGCAAAAUACGGGAAAUGAUUUCAUGCUUCUAUUAUCCUGGACGCAUUCUGAUUUCCCCCCCCCCGCUUAUGUUUUGCACUCCCUUGCUUCAAGGGCAGGCACUGCCGGUUUUCAAACUAUUACUGAUACUGCAAUAAGCUGGAGCCUGAGCCGUGAUGUUCCUGAUCUGUAACAGCUAAGGAAAGGGGAUGUUUGUAUUUAUUCCGCAAAUCAGUCAUUCCCACACGGUUCACGUACCAUUUAUGGUGAAACCAUCUCCUUACUUGCCCAAAUUUUGCUAGCUUUCAACAGAAAGAAGGCAUGUUUUCAUACACAAGUCUGUGAUAUUUAAGAAAGAACGCACAACAAACAAAAAAUAACCAAGGAAGCCUUCAAAUUGCCUCUUGCAAAUGGAGAAUUGGUAAAAGAGAAACAAAGAGUAUUGCCCUGCAGUUCAUUUUUAACUGGAUAGUUAGAAGGACUUGCAUUCAGUUUUAUAAAUGAGGUCUGAAUUUUUCUAAACUUUCUUCUGAUUGUUUUUUUUUUCUGUUGUACCAGUGUUUUGCACCUGUAUUUGACUAAUUCUGGUUAAGUUAGUCCCGUUUGUUGAGUUGUAACAGUUGCCUUCAUUUUUUACAAAUCUUAGAUACAUACACUAAUGUGAAAAAUUAAGCUGUGUGCUGUUAGAUAGUAGCAGUUUCAACAUUAAUUUUGAAAAACAAUCCUUUAUCUCUUAUUAGGAACGGCUUAGACAUAGAGGUCUUCUCAUACUCUAAUCCUGUGAUACAGUAAAACAGUAACUAUGUGUGUUUGGAUAGGUGUGUUUGUACUUUGUCAAAGGUCAUUUUGGUUUCAUCGAAAGCCCUGUAACGCAGAAUCUUUAUCCUGUACCCAUCUUUGACUGGUAUAUGUUUCUUCCACUUAAUGUGAUACGAAUAAAGAGUCAUUGUUAAUAUGA